AUGCCGUCAAGGCUCAGUACGCCGGUCUUGACUGUCGACCCAGCAAAGAUUCACCAGGUCGACACUCGCAAUGCAGAGUCUCUCCAUGGAAUGUGGUUGGUAUUUUCACGGUGUGCAGACUUCAUGGAAGAGGGCAGACGGCUUGAGAACCUGAGCUGGCGGCUCUGGAACCGCGAGACCUUCUGCGUUGCUCCUCAGGCUAAGCUACGCACCAACUCAGACAACAAGGACUCUCUCGAGCCGAACCAAGACCAGCAGCAGCAGAAGAGAACACACUCUGGAUCUCGCCUUGAGCGGCUAAGGCGAGAGUCCAAGUCCAUUCCCGACCUGUCCAGCAGCGUGGAGUCGGCCCUCUCGGACGAAGGACUAGAACGGUCACGAUCUACAGCACAGACAAGCUCUGGCUCGAGUCCCCAGUGUCCCUGCACACCCCGGACCAUAGAACUCGACCCAAAACCAACCAUUGUCGGCGAGGAUUCUGUCCUCAGCAUAUCACGAGGAAGAGAGAGGCACAUCACUUCUCUGGGACUAGAGAAGAUGGUCUACAGCAUAAAAGAGAAGAAGCAACUGGAGCCCAUAUGUGUACCAAAGAGCAAGUCACAGCUACAGAUUGAGAACCGUGAACUAGACGCCACUCCCCGGGCAUCUUCUCCUACCUCAGCAUCGACACAGCAGCAGGAGCAGCAACCACAGCAACAGCAGCCACAGGAGCAGACACAUCUACAGCAGCAUCCUACUCCAGCAAAGAACCGAUCUCUCGACUCGUGCUCUACUGCACUGGAGCAGGUCCGAGACAGUGACGCUCGUACCCCGUCUUCAGAUACCAGUGUCUCAUCUACUGAGCUUCCUCGACCAGCAUCCUCCGUCGUACGUGGCUUCUCGCCUUCCAAGAUCUCUUCCUCAUUCCGCUCCCACAGCCAGCUCUCGCCCGCAGCAAGCACGAGCAAGAACUCGUUACCCAAACAAUCCCCCCUCAAACAACAAAAACCCAGCGUCUUCACUCUCGGAUGCUCUUCGGGCGACGAGGAGUCUUCCUUUGAGGACAGAAUGGCCAUCAAGACUCACCGAAGCUCCCUCAGCGAUGGCCUCAACCACCUGGCAUCGGCCCAACAAAGCAGGAGCAGAACUUCCUUUAUCAGAGACGCGGCAGUUACCAGCCACCCCAUUCGACCAAUUCGCGAGACCAGUGCAUCAGACGAAGAUGCAAUUGCCUCCAGCGACGAGGACGACGAGUCUGAGAUCUCCGAAAGCGCCAUCGAAGACGAAGACGAAGGAGACUCAUCCGACGGCGAGUGGGAAGACUCCGUUACCGAAUCCGGCCGAUCUAGCGUUGACGACAAACAGCUGUUUCAGCGUGUCGACUCGCGACCAAAUCUCGUUUCGCGCCGUUCGCUGUUGACCAUGAUGAUGCACCAGCCCCAGCAGAACUUUGCUCCAACCUUCCGCGGCGGCCCCGGCCCCAACUCCCGCUCUACCCCAGCAAUGCAGCAGCAGCAGCGAGGCCGAGGCCUUGCCCCUCCAGCAGACGGCGAGGAAGAUGAGGAAGACCACAGCGGCUCCGACUCUGGCUCCGUCGGCUCACCUGGCCUGGAGAUGAAGCGCUCGGAAGUACCUCACUCCCGGCCGAUCGUGAUGACCUCCAUUCCCCCGGGCGGUGUCGUAGCUCGUGCUCACUCUCCACGAACCACGCGCCGAAAUAUGCUUGCGACGGAACUGACCGAGUCUCUCCGCCGCCAUCUCCUCUGGGAGCGUCAGCAGAAGACCACUGCCGCGAGUGCUACCGCGGCAUUCAAGCGUCGGCAUACGGCAUGUGAUGUCGCGGGACUUCAGGAGUAUCCUGGCGCCAACGACUCCAAGGGCCAAGGCAAAGACGACAAGGAGUCAAAGAACAGCUCGUGGAAUCACUACUUUGACUACGACGGUCCGUGGGAGUACCACGUUAAGGGGUGGUAG
Messenger RNA from Nannizzia gypsea CBS 118893, 1953 nucleotides. RefSeq lists its product as hypothetical. The transcript is spliced from 2 exons. NCBI's taxonomy places the organism in Eukaryota, Fungi, Ascomycota, Eurotiomycetes, Onygenales, Arthrodermataceae. The record is from RefSeq and is a predicted model, not a curated record. Gene Ontology annotation, biological process: mitochondria-nucleus signaling pathway; negative regulation of transcription by RNA polymerase II; regulation of nitrogen utilization. Gene Ontology annotation, cellular component: cytoplasm. Bases 1 to 1953 code for a protein of 650 amino acids.